Molecule: messenger RNA, 2226 nt
Organism: Odontomachus brunneus
Lineage: Eukaryota; Metazoa; Arthropoda; Insecta; Hymenoptera; Formicidae
Gene: TORIP
Exons: 4
Coding region: 149-1375 (408 amino acids)
Biological process (GO): membrane organization
Cellular component (GO): membrane
Molecular function (GO): ATPase activator activity
Source: RefSeq, a predicted model, not a curated record
GUGUCGUACACAUUCUCGCGUGAAUUCGCGCAAUAGCUAGGAACCACCGGCUCGCGCUGCGGAAAUAGAAGAGGUUAGGAUCAGGUUAGGUCAGGUUAGAUCGGGCAUUCCCGCUUUCACGUCGAGGUACGCAUGAGCCGCGGUAUGGAUGGCGACCUUUCCGAGACAGUUUGCACCGAGGCCACGUUCGUACCUCACAACAUACAUGGAACGUACAUACCACGACGAACUUGUCAAACUCAAUCUAGCCAAGAUUAAUGACCCAAAACCAGUGAUCACUAAGCCAAUUGGACCUCAUCGUCGAAAACCCAUAAGACAAGAAGAUUCUGAGGCAAACAGUUGUUUGACAUAUGGUCCAGAGGAAUUAUCCAUGUCAGGUGUGCCCCGACAGAGACGAAAGUCAGACCAUACAUAUAAAAAUGGUGCAUCAUCUGAUAACACCUCUGAUGAUGACAAACAGAUGACAAAUAAUAUUGAUGAGGAGUUAGAGGAGGAAAGAUUGCUCAAUCAUUCAGUCCCAAAAUCUCCAAAUCAUUCUAGGACAACUUCCCCAGAAAGAUUAGAAAAUAGUAAAAAGAAUAAAUCUUUGGAGAAUUCUUGGAAAAAGUUAUCAACAGAGAAAAGAGAGAAAAAAAAAAAAUUACAGUUGUCUAGCAUUGAACAAAAUCCAAAUAGCUUUCUCUCUUGGAACAUUGUUAUUGUAUUAGCACUUGUUGUAUUCGUUUUACAUUUAGUUUUAAGUGGAAAAUUUGAUAGUACAAGAGAAAACCAAACAGAACCCACUACAAAUAAUAGAAACUCAUUUAAGCUCAUUCAGGACAUCAAGAGCAAAUUUUAUAGUCAAGAUUCGCAUAUCUGGGAUGAAAUCUCGUCUGGGAUAAACGAAGUGAAAAUGAGAACUCCCAAGGUACCCUCGAUCAUUCUAUUGUUCGCAAAUGAAACGCACACAAUGGACUGUUUGGCCUUGGCAUUGGCGCAUUUGAGCAGCGAUGCUUUAGGUGGUGACAGUCCUUUGAAUUUAAAUCCAAAAGAUUUCGGGACUGAUCCUGGUGAGAUUAUUCAUUAUCUGAAAGGUGUUUCUGCAAAGAAGGCUGUGAUAAUUCGUGAUGUCUUGAAUAUUAAUGCGGAAGCGAUAAAAGCGUUGCACAAUUUGUGCGAUAGGAUAAAUCCGUUGAUUCGAGAAGUUAUUUACAUCAUUACGAUGCAAACCAAAAAUUACGAAUCGUCACAACAGAAGAUGGCAUUUGUGGAGAAACAUUUUUACCACAAAUUAUCGAAAAGCAUUGACAAAGAUGUUCUAACGGCACUCGUGACACGAAUUACAGACGGAGCAAUUAUAUUGGUACAACCCGAGCCGAAUCUACGGUAUUGUUAAUUUUGCUGGAAGAGAGAAAAGGGUGAAUUGUUAUGUUUAAUGUACAAUUGAUGGUAUGGUAGAAUUCUACAUACUCCGGAAUCGAGAAAUCAAACGAAAAAUUUCGUGUAUUAUAUGUAAAAAGAAAGAUUUUUGGGCAUAUUGACGCUCAAAUUUCUUAUUCAAUUUUAUUUUGUUGCAUACUGCAAAAAUUAAUCGUUAGUGAUUUCUCAUUCUUGUAAUUAUAUAACUAAAGUGUAGUAAAUUAAUUUUUCUUUAAUUUAUAUUAAUAUUACGUACUCAAUGAUUAUCGUAACUAUAAUAAUUCAUGCUUGUCUUUGCACAUAAAUCAAGAAAAUCUAAAUCUUUUAAUUUCACUUUAUUUUGUUAUGCCAAUGUUACACGAGAUUAAAUUUAUUUUUAGUGAAUCUUCCUAUGUAAUCACAAUUUCAUACUUUUAUGUAUUUUCAAAAAAUAUAACGACACUGCUAUAUCUAGCGAUAUUCACGCAUAUUUUCGAGAAUGACAUUUAUUUAGCUCCAAAAUAAAAUACAUUCAACAGGAUUUCAUUGUGUGUGAUAUUAGAUUCUCGUGUUAAUAUGUCAGUCAGCAGUCCGUACAGUAAUUAAAUAAUGUCGAGUAUCGUAUUUUGCUCAUUGCCAAUUUACAAGAUCUUUCACAUAUAUAUGAAGAUUAGUAACACCCUACUUUAGUUAAAACUAUUUCAGACAUUCACAAAAUCGCAAAACGUUAUUGAACGUGCUUGAAUUGAUAAAAUUAUAUACAUAUGAUCAAAUAACAAAGACUCAGUUUCACUAAUACUUUGUGUUAAUUAUGAUUUAUGUAUAAUAAACGAUAUAUUGUAAAACAAA